AUGAUCAUCAUAUUGGCUGCCUUCCUCGCGUUCUCUACUCCUGGAUUCUACAUUGGCUUAACUUGGACCAGUCUGUCUCUUGCCUUCUUUCUCAUUCGCUCAUUGAAACUUCAGGUGCUACCGCACGCCGAGCAGUAUCCUGCGGAGGGUAACAAGCGCCGUCUCUAUUUUCUGCUCAUGAUCGCACUUGUUCAGCCUUUCAUAAUGUGGUGGCUGACCAGCACUAUUGCCUACGGACGUUGGCUGGGAGCUUUCUCUUAG
Messenger RNA from Protopolystoma xenopodis, 261 nucleotides. The record is from the annotation of a GenBank genome assembly. Lineage: Eukaryota; Metazoa; Platyhelminthes; Monogenea; Polystomatidea; Polystomatidae.